Molecule: messenger RNA, 486 nt
Organism: Coprinopsis cinerea okayama7#130
Lineage: Eukaryota; Fungi; Basidiomycota; Agaricomycetes; Agaricales; Psathyrellaceae
Exons: 3
Coding region: 1-486 (161 amino acids)
Source: RefSeq, a predicted model, not a curated record
AUGUCAGAUCCAUCUCUCAAAACCUGGUACGACAGCACCCAGCGCGCUCUCGAAUGCAACAAAAUGCACAACAACAACCAAGGAGACAUCAUGGGCAAGCUCUUGUCCAAAGCUGAGAAAUACGCAAGUCUGAAUGGAGAUGAAGCCGCCCCGUUCCCACAUAGCGUAUGCGACAUCGUGGCCGACGAGAUGCAGACCAAGUUCAAAGAAGACAUUAGGACUUCAAUUUGCGCAUUUUAUCACUGGCGCUUAUCAGAGGUCGACAACGGGGCUGAAGAAUUGAGAAAGGCUAACAUCGACGUCGAAGAAUACAGGAACACCGCAAAGCUCGAAGUGGUGUCCAUGAUUUAUUCCUACGGGAACGCGCUGCACAGAGAGAUGAGAGGAUUGCCACCUCUGCAAGAAGACAGCGUCCGCAGUAUGCUCGACCAAUUAUCCCAAUCGCCAGGAAUGAAGACAUGCAUUCACAACACAUCCACCAACUAA